AUGCAGUCUGCCAGUCCCACAGAGAAAUUCAAGCGCAUUGGCGUUGUCGGAGUCGGGAGUAUGGGCUCCAUGAUGGCAUUCGCAUUCUCAGAAAUCGGACUCGAUGUCUCCGUGUGGGAUGUUGACAAAAGGAAUGUUGACAAAGUGAUGGACUGGACGAAGAAAGCCACGACUAUGAAAGGCAAAAUUGAAGGGUUUACCGAAAUUGACAAGUUCACCAAGAGCCUCGAGGGUCAUGGGAUUGGCAAAUUAUUCAUGUUCUCCAUCACCCACGGCGAGCCUGCAGACUCUGUUCUCAAGUUGAUCAAGCCGGAUUUGAAGAAAGGCGACAUCAUCUUGGAUGGAGGUAACGAGAAUUAUCGCCGAACUGAGCGACGCCAGAGAGAGUGCGAAGAUAUUGGAGUGACCUGGAUUGGAAUGGGUGUUUCUGGUGGCUAUCAGUCAGCACGACGCGGUCCCAGUCUGUCCCCUGGAGGCGACGCUAAAGCGUUGGAGCUCGUCAUGCCACUUCUUCAGGCAUAUUCCGCGAAGGAUCCCAAGAGUGGAGCGCCAUGCGUUACUCGUAUCGGGCCUGGAGGGUCUGGUCAUUACGUCAAGAUGGUUCAUAAUGGGAUUGAAGGCGGCAUGCUGUCUACACUUGCCGAAGCUUGGUCGUACAUGCAUUUCGGUCUCGGUAUGAACUAUGAGCAGAUUGGCGAUGUUUUCACGGAUUGGAAUUCCAAGGGUGAGUUACGGAAUAACUUCUUGAUCAACAUUGGUGCCGAUAUCAUGAGAGCCAAAAAGACACCCAAGGGUGACUGGCAUGGUGAGGGAGCCAGUGACAGCGAUGGAUAUGUGUUGGAUGAUGUACUCGACAAGGUCGUGCAGGAUGAUGAUAACAGCGAAGGUACACCACUCUGGGCCGCGAUGGAAUCCGCUUCUCGACACGUCGCGACCCCAACUCUGACAGCAGCACACUACAUGCGUAUCGCCAGUGGAAAUCGCGCUGAGCGGGUGGAAGCUGCCAAGAAGCUCCAAAUGCCUGCACCCCGACAAAUGCAGAAUAUCAAAGAUCGCGCCACAGUCGUGGAAAAGCUUCGACAAGCAGUGUACUGCUCCUUCCUAUCUUCGUUCUGUCAAGGUCUUGAAUUGAUUGCUCGGACGUCCAAAGACGAAGGCUGGGCAAUCAACAUGGGAGACUGUAUCCAAAUUUGGCGCGCUGGAUGUAUCAUUCAGUCCGAGUAUAUCGCGGACCUCUUGCAGCCCCCAUUGACAACCAACAAGCAUUUGAUGAAUAUCAAGUUCGUUGAUGAAGUGGCUGGCGAGUUGCGCAAAUAUUUCCCAGCUCUCAAGUCAACAGUCUUGGAGGGUAUAAUGUAUGAUCAGUACAUGCCUUCGCUGUCUGCGACUCUCGAGUACCUCAAGUACGAUGGUGGCACGAUGCUUCCGACUAAGUUUAUGGAAGCUCAGAUGGACUACUUCGGUGCGCAUGGUUAUAACAAGCCCGGUGUUCAUGGAGAAGAUCCUGGACCGACUCAUAAAGGUCCUCAUCAUUAUGAAUGGAAGUCAGCUUAA
Molecule: messenger RNA, 1554 nt
Organism: Penicillium subrubescens
Lineage: Eukaryota; Fungi; Ascomycota; Eurotiomycetes; Eurotiales; Aspergillaceae
Product: 6-phosphogluconate dehydrogenase, decarboxylating
Exons: 1
Coding region: 1-1554 (517 amino acids)
Biological process (GO): pentose-phosphate shunt, oxidative branch; pentose-phosphate shunt
Cellular component (GO): cytosol
Molecular function (GO): phosphogluconate dehydrogenase (decarboxylating) activity; NADP binding
Source: RefSeq, a predicted model, not a curated record